AUGCUUCGCUCCAAGUUCCCUACCGCCCACCACUUUACGGUGUCCAUUUUCGGAGCCCAGUACCACGCCGACUCACCUUCGGAGGAGAAGCUUGCCCUCAUCAACCGAUUCGACGAACUCAUCAAGGGCGCUGCGAUUCAUGUCGAGGAGCUCGAGCAGAAUGACCUCCCCUCCAAGGUCUGGAUGAGCUACUGGGCCUCGCCUCAGGCCUUCAAGACAUGGUGGGAGAGCCCGAAGACCGCCGCCUUCUGGUCCGCUCUCCCUGCCGAUGCCGGAUUCUGGAGAGAGACCGUCAGCAUCCCCGCCACCCGUGGCAUGUACGAGUCCAACAAGCCCCAAGCUUCCGGCUUCGGCCACUGCGGCGAGGCCAUCCCCCUCACCGCGAAGACCGGCUACUGGGGUGCCUACCGCUCGCGCAUGACCCCCGAUUCCCCCGAGGACAAGUUCGAGUCUCCCCUGCCCGCCGUCCCUACACCGAGACCCCUCACCGAUAAGAUCCGGUCCGGCAGAGUCAGAGUCUCCAAGUUCCCCGACAACAUCAACUUCGUCGUCGAGGGCCAGGACUACAGCUACAUGAACGAUAACGAGCGCGGACACUGGAACGAGAACUUCGACGGCCUGACCAAGCAAUGGGUUACUAACGUCAUGAACGCUGGCCCCGAGAAGGGCAUGGUCAACGCCAGAGCUUGCCAUGCUUUCGCCGGCGACAAGCAACCCGGAGCGACGAACGGCGCUGUCAACGGACACGCUACGAACGGAACGAAUGGCGUGAACGGCACCAACGGUGUCAACGGUACCAACGGCCACACCAACGGCACUAACGGCACCAACGGUCACACUAACGGCCACUCCAACUCCAUCUUCCCUGGUCUCGACUACAUUCGCCAGGCCCAGAUCCUCUUCUGGUUGGAUCUCUCAAAGAUGGAGUACAUCGGUCGCUACGACAAGGUCCACGUCAAGCUCAGGAAGGACUUUUUCGCUGCGUAUGGACCUGGUGGAGUUAUGGAGGGCGGUGAUUUGUUGCUCUGGGUUGACGUUGCAAUCCUGAAGGGUGAGGAGAUGGACGCUGAAUAUGUGGGCUGCUACGACGGUACAGGGUUCCUGGCGUACGACGAUCACCCGUCAUUCGCUAGCGAGGUGGUGGAGGCUUCGCAGCUCCCGUCCUUCUUCGACAAGCCCAUUCCGUCCCAGCCUAUUGAGUGGUAA
Messenger RNA from Colletotrichum chrysophilum, 1206 nucleotides. RefSeq lists its product as uncharacterized. The record is from RefSeq and is a predicted model, not a curated record. The coding region runs from base 1 to 1206 and encodes 401 amino acids. The transcript has a single exon. NCBI's taxonomy places the organism in Eukaryota, Fungi, Ascomycota, Sordariomycetes, Glomerellales, Glomerellaceae.